CAGCGCGCUGCGGACACGUCGCUCCGGUGACACCAUAGAGAGGAAAGUGUCAUGGUCGCCGUCGCGUUGGUGGAGAGCGGCUCGGUGUACGGGAAGUGAGCGGUGACCGGGGAGAGACGUGCCGGGAUAUGAGGCCUGCUGCCCCCGGGACGCCCUGGUGAAGCCUCGGACUUUCCUGAGGGCUCUGUCCGCCUAGUGCGCACCCCUCCCCGGGGGAACCUCCAGACAUGUCUUCUUGGCUGGGGGGGCUGGGCUCCGGCCUGGGACAAUCCCUGGGGCAGGUCGGGGGAAGCCUGUCCUCCCUCUCCGGACAUAUCUCCAACUUCACCAAAGACAUGUUACUGGAGGGGGCUGAGGAGACAGAUGGCGAUGGCGAGGGGCAGGUACCCAAGGUCAGAGACAUUGAAAGCCUCCAGGCUAUGCAGAGGUCAGAGAACGAGAGGCUGAAGAAACUUUGUACAGAGCUGGAGGAGAAGCUGGAAGCGGCUGAACUACAAGUGAAGCAGCAAAGCACCGACUACAGAACCCGGCUGCAGCAAAGAGAGGUGGAGAUAAGUCAUCUGAAAGCCAAGCUGAACUCUCUGCAGGAUGAGGUGCAGAAGGCGCAGGUGUCGGCGCAGCUCUCUAGCGUCACUCUUCAAGCAGCCGACUCUCCGGCCUUCAUGUCCAGUAUUCCGCCUCCUUCCUCCACCUUCCAGGGGGACGACAUGGACUUUAGUGAUGUCAUCUGGUCUCAGCAGGAAAUUAACAACCUCUCCAGUGAAGUGUCCAGGCUGCAGGCAGAGGUGACCCACUGGAAGCACAUAGCCCAGGUAGCAAAGGCUCAGGGCACACAGAGCCCCGACUCGAAGGAGGUUGGAGUGUUACAAAACACUGUCCAGGACUUGAAGUUAAAGCUAAGUCGUCAGAUCGAUGAACACCACCAUGAGCUCUCCGUCUUACAAGAUGCCCAUCGGCAGAAGCUGGCGGAGAUCACACGCAGACAUCGCGAGGAGUUGGGUGAAUAUGAAGAAAGGAUCGAGGAGCUGGAGGAACAGUUUAAUUCAGGGGGUGUGGAUGGCACUUCUCACCAGUCCAAAAUGUUUGAACUCCAGAAAACUGUCCGCUCUCUAGAAGGAGAGAAAGCCGACAGCGCUCAGAAGAUUCAGGAUUUAGAGCGUCAGCUGAGAGAACUGAAUUCCGCUGUCUCUGCUGCGGAUGAAGAGAAAAUGUCUCUGCAGCAAGAGAAAGAUUCUGCAGAGAACGAGAAGAAUCAUCUGGCUGCGGAGUGUGAGAGACUGCAUGCCGAGUUAAUUGGGCUACAAACUCUGCGCGAGUCUGACGGCAGGACAGAAGUCACCAGUUUAGAACAAGAGGUCCUGAGGCUACAAGAAGCACUAAUUGAUGCUGAAAAAGGAAUGAGCAGAGUAACGUCAACAGAUCAGGUACUGCUGGGUGAUACGGAUCGCACUACUUCCUCCCAGGAGGCCGAUGUCACAAGUGAGCAGCUAAGGAAAGAUCUAGAUGAGAGCCAGAGGAGGCUGGAAGAAAACAUUGCAGAGAAGGAGUCCCUUACUACAGAACUAGAGGAGCUGGACAGACAGAAUCAGGAGGUCAUGCAGCACUUGCUGCUUAUGAAGGAGCAGCUAUCCAAGCAGAGAGAAGAAUCGGAGACUCGUGUGGCACAGUUGAAUGAGGAGCUACAGCAGUCAAGAGAGAGCCAGUCAAACGCUGUUGCUGAAAUCAGAAAAUUACAUGAAAAGUUGCAGUCUGAAGAGGAGAAGCUGAGGCAAGCUGAAACCGUGUUCAGCAAUGUACAAGCAAUCAAUCGUCAGCUUAGAGUUCAGAUGAACGAGUUACAGGAGGUUGUAAGAAAUUUGGAAUCCAGAAAUUCCAAGACUAAGAAGGAAAAUCAAGAGCUUCAGCAAAGUCUGAAGCUUGUGAGAGAAGAACUUAGUGUGGCCCAACAGGAGUCACUCUCCCGACACGAGCUCCAAGGGGACGGUGAAAGUGAAAAAGAGAUUAAUAGGUUGAAGCUUCAACUUUCAGAUAUUGGGCAGUUGAAAGAAGACUUGGAGAAUGAGAUUUGUGACUUGAAGAUGGAGAAUGAGAUGUUACUGUCAACCCAAGAACAAGCAAAACAACAACUGCAAGAAGUUGUGGCUUCUGACCGCAAGGAAGCUUUGGAAAAACAGACCGUGAUCGAGGCCCUUAGAAUGGAGAAGAGCCGCCUAGAAACUGAGCUGAACCAACUUGAAAAUAGACUUCAUGAACAGUCUCAAAAAUAUGAACGAACCAUCCGUGAACUUUCGAAUGCCCAAAAGAUGGACACCUCCACUUUACAGAUUGAGCACGAGCGGAUUGUUAAGCUCAACCAAGAAAAAGACUUUCAGUUAGCAGCGAGCAAACGGAACGUAGAGCAGCUUGAGAUGGACUGCGAGGAGACCAAGGAGAUGUUGACCAGCACCUUAGAGGGCCAGAAACAACUCACCGAACUUAUUAAGGAGAAGGAAAGUUUUGUCAUUGAGCUCAAGGAGAAGAACUUGGAGCUGCAAAGGCAGCUUGAGGAACAAACCAAAACGACAAAAGAAUGUGAUCUCCUAAGACAGAGCAUCGAAGAGAAGGAAAGACUUCUCGCUUCAAUGAAGGAAGACAACAGCCAUCUGAAGGAGGAAAUUGAGAGAUUCAAGGACCAGCAGAGUCGGUCCCAGCCGGCGGUGGACCCAAAAACAUUAGACAUCAUCACAGAACUGGAGGCAGAAAUAACACAACUGACUAAAGUCCGGAAUAAUCAUGAAGAAGAGCUAAAACUUCAGAAGAAGGCUGUCGAAAAGCAAAAUCAAAAUGCUGCGCAACUUCAAAAAUCUCUUCAGGAGAAAAUCAAAGAAGUCAAUGAAGUAACUUUACAGCACAAGGAGAUGGUGGACACGUAUGAGAAACUACUGUCUGAAAAAGACAGCGAAAUCUCCAGCCUGCACCAGACCAACGAACUGAUCAGCUCACAGCUGCAAAACGAACAUCUUAUCCAGACAGAUUCCUCUGUUAUACUCCACGAUACCAAGGCACAAACGAUCAACAAUAGUGACAACGGCACAGAGAAACAUGAUCUGUCUAAAGUGGAGAUUGAAAAAUUGGUCAAGGGUAUCAAAGAGAAGGAGAUGGAGAUUAAGAUUCUCAAUGAAAAGAACGUUAACUUGACCAAACAAAUUGACCAGCUGUCUAAAGACGAAGUAGGAAAGCUCACUCAGAUCAUCCAACAGAAAGACUUAGAAAUACAAAAUCUUCACGCUCGCGUGUCCUCGGUCAGUUACAUGCAAGAUGUGGUCUAUUUACAGCAGCAGCUGCAAGCCUAUGCAAUGGAGAGAGAGCAGGUUCUGGCUGUCCUAAGUGAGAAGACAAGGGAAAAUAGUCAACUCCGAACUGAUUACCACAAAAUUAUGGAUGUGGUGGCUGCCAAAGAGUCGGCCCUUUUGAAACUUCAAGAUGAAAACAAGAGAUUUUCACUCAGCCAAGAGGGCAGCAACCAGGAGAUGUUUAGGGAGACUAUCCAGAAUCUCUCCAGAAUAAUCAGAGAGAAAGAUAUUGAGAUAGAUGCCUUAAGCCAGAAAUGUCAGACCCUGUUGACUGUUCUCCAGGCCUCCAGUUCGGAGAAUGGCAGCGAUCUUGGAGCUGUCAAUAGUAAUCAGUUUGAGGAACUGUUGCAGGAACGUGAUAAACUCAAGCAGCAAGUGAAGAAGAUGCAAGAGUGGAAACAGCAGGUGAUGACCACUGUCCAGAACAUGCAACACGAAUCUGCUCACCUCCAGGAGGAGCUUCAUAAGCUUCAGGGGCAGAUCAACAAGGACAGCGAUUCUAGCUCUAAAUUGCAAGUAGACUACAACCACCUCAUUCACGGCUAUGAAAACAAUGAGAAGAAACUUAAAGAUUUUAGCCUAGAGCUGAGUAACGUUCAAACCAGUGUCGGUGAACUCAACAGCACAAAAGAACGUAUACUUGGCCAACUUCAGGUCAGUAACUAUGACGCAAGUCCAGCUGAGACUCCUUUGGGGUCAUCUCCUGAACAGAACAGUGGCGAUUUUGCGAAGAUCGUUCAAGAAUGUGAACAACUGAGGAUUCAGAUUCAGGAGAGAGAUACUACCAUUCGAACCCUUCAAGAGAAUAACCAGCGUUUGUCCGACUCUAUGGUUAAGACAUCGGAGCAUGGUCGCAGGACCCAGGAGGAGUCCACCUCAGAGCUAAAGCAGAUGAAGGACAAAAACGAACUAUUGCAGAGGGCUCAAAAGGAGAAGGACAUUUUGAUAAAAACAAAGGGAGACAAGUUAAACUCAAUCAGCGAAAACUUGAAGAACAAACAGAAUGAGAACGAGCUGCUGAAGCAGGCAGUCACCAACCUCAAAGAGAGGGCUCUUAUUCUGGAAAUGGACAUCGGGAAGCUGAAGGAGGAAAAUGAAAAAGUGGUAGCCAAAGAAAAGGAAAAAGAAACGGAGUUCCGAGCAUUACACGAGACCAACAUGCAAUUUUCCAUGUUGCUCCGAGAGAAGGAAUUCGAGUCCAGCUCAAUGAAGGAGAAAGCGUCUGCUCUAGAAAACCUUCUUAAAGAAAAGGAACAGGGAAAAGCCGGUGAAUUGAACCAUCUGUUGAACGAAGUGAGGUCCAUGCAGGAGAAAGCGAUUUUGUUCCAGCACGAGCGGGACCAGGUUAUGUUGGCACUCAAACAGAAGCAGAUGGAAACCAGCGCUCUUCAGAACGAGGUCCAGCAUCUACGAGAUAAAGAACAGCGCCUCAAACAAGAACUGGAGCGGCUGCGCAAUCACCUGCUGGAAAUGGAAGACUCGUACACACGCGAAGCUGUGGCCGCUGGGGAUCGGGAGAUGGAGCUCAGAAAGAAACUCUCAGCCUUAGAAGAAAAGCUUUUAUCCUCCUCCACAGCAGUGGAAAACGCCAGUCACCAGGCUACAAUGCAGGUGGAGUCUCUACAGGAGCAGCUACAUCUUGUGUCCCAUCAGAGAGAUGAGGCUUUGAUGCAACUCAAUAUGUCUCAAGAGCAAGUCAAACAAUAUGCGUUGUCACUGACCAACCUGCAGAUCGUGCUAGAGCAGUUCCAACAAGAGGAGAAGGCCAUGUACUCUGCAGAGCUGGACAAAUACAGGAGACAAAACGCAGAGCUACGACAGAAGGGGGAAAGGUCGGAAGAUAGAGUGGUGUUUCUGCAGGAACAAUUAGAAGAAGCCAACACUGCGCUAGAAUCGGCAUCCCGACUUACCGAACAGCUGGACCUGAAAGAGGAGCAGAUAGAGGAGCUCAAGAGACAAGGUGAUCUGAAGCAGGAGAUGCUGGAUGAUGCUCAGAAUAAGCUCAUGAAUCUGAUCCACAGCACCGAGGGGAAGGUGGACAAGCUCUUAAUGCGGAAUCUGUUUGUCGGGCACUUCCACACCCCAAAAAACAAGCGUCCCGAGGUCCUGCGUUUAAUGGGCACCAUCCUCGGACUUCAGAAAAACGAGGUGGAUGAGCUUCUGGUGGAGGAAACCCGCGGUGUGACGAGGUGGGUGACGGGUUGGCUCGGAGGAUCACCAAACGCCAAGAGUGUCCCCAACACCCCGCAGAGACCGAGUCACGUGUCCGUGCUGAACAAUUCAUUUUCAGAGCUGUUUGUCAAGUUCCUGGAGGUAGAAUCCCUGCCGAAACCUGCUCCACUCAGGAUGACGAUGCACGACAUGCCACCCUCGGGCACUUCCAGCGGGACUCAGAGCUCCAGCGGGUCUGCAGCGCUGCCAGGUUCUGGAUCAAGUCGAAGGCAAGACUCGAACCCCUUCUUGGCUCCUCGUUCAGCAGCCAUCCCCCUCAUCUCCCCAGGAUCCCUGGGAGGGGGCACCUCGGGGCAUCUUCUCAUGAAGCCCAUCUCGGACGCCUUGCCCACCUUCACCCCCCUGCCUGUUUCCUCGGAUGCCAGCGCUGGAGCGGUACUGAAAGACCUCUUGAAGCAAUAACCCGGUGUUGACCCACCGCAGGGCAUUGUAGCACUUUAUAAGGAAGACACACUAUUGUACAUACCAGCCAAAGAGGCCUUUUGUAUAAUCCUAGCUUUAUUUAAACAGAACAGUCCCCCCGUUCCCCACCAAACUGCCGGCAGAGCGCCAACCUGAAACAACCGGAUAUUUAAACUUGACAUUAAUACUGAACUUGAAUAAUGAGCCUAUUUUCUGAUUGGACGGGGACUUUGAUCUGGGAGGUAACCUUGAACACGUCCCGGCUUUACAUAUUGUACAGUCCGUUUCUUAUCUUUAUCUUAUGUGAAAAUGAGCACACGGUUCUCCUGCUCCCGAGGACGCGACGGUAGCUGAACAUUGUCCGUUUAUAUGUUCCGGGGGGGCAAUUCCCCUUCUUCUGCCAAAUAUCUGCACCGAUCAGUGUUCUCACCCUGAGCGUAGGGAUCGGUCAGCUGCACUGUGACAUCUGCUGCAAGGUUGCAAUGCUCUGCAGAAUAUAGACUCUCCCUGGGGGAGCAUGGAAUGGUAUCUAGAAAGCGGGAUACAAUGUACAGAAUUGCUGUUCUUCACGGCUGCUAAUAAAAUCAAGACCCCCCCCCCCC
Messenger RNA from Rana temporaria (common frog), 6568 nucleotides. RefSeq names its product thyroid hormone receptor interactor 11 (gene TRIP11). The transcript has 20 exons. Gene Ontology annotation, cellular component: Golgi apparatus. Bases 228 to 5966 code for a protein of 1912 amino acids. Gene Ontology annotation, molecular function: small GTPase binding. NCBI's taxonomy places the organism in Eukaryota, Metazoa, Chordata, Amphibia, Anura, Ranidae. The record is from RefSeq and is a predicted model, not a curated record. Gene Ontology annotation, biological process: endoplasmic reticulum to Golgi vesicle-mediated transport; Golgi organization.